AGACAACCGAGAGCUUGAGCUGGGAAAUCUCCGACGGGAAAUUGGCACGCAGUCGUGGCUCGUGUUUGUGGUUGUGAGGUCGGGUUACUGGCUACUGGUGUCUGGGGCCUUGCGAGUGCUUGUGAAGUAGGUCAGGAAUAUUUGAAGGAAUAGCCUCGUGCUCAAUAAGGGCCGUCCAUGACGGUUACAUAUCAGACCGAGGUCGCGUCCAUACGCAACUUCGGCGUCUUCUGGAAGCUCCUCUUCCGAUGGAGGGGCAGCAUAUACAAGUUGGUCUGGCCGGACCUGUCGCUGUACAUCGUGCUGUACUUUACUCUCAACAUGUCGUACCGGUUCGCCAUGAACGAGCACCACCGACAGCUGUUCGAGGAGGUGUCGCGGUACUGCGCCAACUUCAGCACCUUCAUCCCCAUGUCGUUCGUGCUCGGCUUCUACGUCACGAUCGUGGUGAACCGCUGGUGGGAGCAGUACCUGGCCAUGCCCUGGCCCGACCCGCUCGCCGUCUUCGUCAGCACAAACAUCCACGGCAAUGACGACCGCGGCCGGCUGAUCCGCCGAACCAUCAUGCGUUACGUCAACCUGUCGUUCGUCUACACCAUGUCCCAGGUGUGCACGCGCGUCAAGAAGCGGUUCCCCACGCUGGACCACCUGGUGGAGGCCGGUAUAAUGACCGACACCGAGAAGAAGAUAUUCGAGCUGAUGAACAAGAAGACGCCGCACCUCAAGUACUGGAUGCCGCUGGUCUGGGCCGGCAGUAUCGUGACCAAGGCGCGCAAGGAGGGCCGCAUCCGGGACGACUUUGCGGUCAAGACGCUGGUCGACUCGAUCAACACGUUCCGAUCGGGACUGGGCAGCGUGCUAAACUACGACUGGAUCUCUGUACCCCUCGUGUACACUCAGACGGUGACGCUGGCCGUCUACACAUUCUUCAUCGCCGAGCUGAUGGGACGCCAGUUCGUCAAAGGAAACGAGCCCGACCAUGAGACCAUCGACCUGUACGUGCCCAUCUUCACCUUCCUACAGUUCUUUUUCUACAUGGGCUGGCUCCGAGUCGCCGAAACUCUUUUCAACCCUUUCGGCGACGAUGAUGACGAUUUCGAGAUCAACUGGAUGAUCGACCGUAACCUGCAGGUAUCGUACAUCAUCGUUGACGAGAUGCACGAGGACCAUCCGGAGCUGGUACGCGAUCAGUACUGGGAGGACGUGAUCCCCGCCGACCUGCCGUACACGGUGGCCGCCGAACAGUACCGGCGCGAGCCGCCGCAGGGCAGCGCCGCGCAGAUCGACGUCAAGAAGACCGAAAUGGUGGUGACGGACGCUCCUCCGACAAUCCCGGAGGGGGAGGAGCCCGAGAUCCGCACGCUGGUGACGCCCAAAGACGUGGAGGCCGCCCAGAGUUCGGUGAUUGCCGACUUGCUCCGUCCCCCGCCCACCUCCGCCAUGGAUAUCGGCGGCUCGGGCAGCCCGGGCGCCGGCGGGGACCCGCACGAGCCGCUCUCCCCCACCGUGGUCGGAUCGGCCACCACCUCGCUCGAGUCGCGGCUCUCUGGCGCCAUGCAGACCGCCUCACUCAAACGCUCCGUGCGGGGGCUGAUGAACAAACUCAGCAACCGCGUCAGAGUUUCAGACACCCCGACCAACGUUCUGGUGACGCGGUCUAGCAGUCGUGCCUCGAACGACUCUCGCCGGACCAACCCGCCCCACUCACCACUCAUCAGAGGAGAGGACGAGAUGUUUGUGAUGUCGGACCUGGACCUGGCGGCCGGCAGCCGCGGCUCGCUGCCGGCCGACUCUGCCAGCCAGGUGGGCGGCGAGCCGCGCGACCCGCUGCUGGGCCGCACCACCAGCGUGCCCGAGUCGGAGGAGUGCGGCAGCCCGCAGCGGCGCCUGUCGGGCAGCUCCGAGGGCAGCGAGGACCGGCCCGCGCCCAAGUUCCUGCCCGGAGACUACAACUUCAUGAUCACCACCGUGCCGGAGGAGGAGGAGGAGGAGUCGGAGGCAGCCACAGCCGAGCCGCCGCCGCCGCCGCCGCCGCCGCCGCCGCCGCCGGUCGUCCCGUCCGUCCAGCUGGCCAACGUUCUGAGCACCACCUUCCAGCCGCAAUCUGACGAAGCAUCUGAUGAGCAGUCCGGACAGCAGAGCCUCCUCACACAGCUCAUUACUACCAUUAUAGAGGCGGCCGGGGGCACCGUGCAGCCCAGGCCGCCGGUGCCGUCUCCGCCGCCGUCGCCGUCGCCCACCGCCUCUCCGGAGCCGACAGAGGAGGCGGCGCCGGCCGAGCCGGCCGCUGCUGCCGAGCCCGGUCGGCCGGUCCAGUCCGGCGCCCAGUCUCACGGCGUGCUGCGCCCCUCUCCCGCCGAGGCCCCGCCGCUGGUGACCCCCGACAGCGCGCCGGCCGUGCUCACCGCCGACGGCGCCAUCCCGACCGUCGAGGAGGAGAGCACUCAGACGAGCACCACGGCCGUGCCGCGGCCCGCCUCCGAGACUCUGCCGGACCGCGAGCGGACGCGGCUCGGUCCGCGACCGUCCACCGCGCCCGCCGGGCCGGACACCGCCGGCCGGCUGCGGCGCCCGCCCCGAGGAGGCCCGGCCGCCGGCGGCAGUGGAAGGAGCAGUGAGCUCAGCAUCCCGGCAGCGAGUGCGCUGAGCUCUCCGAGGGACAGUGCGCCCAGCACGGCGGACGCCAGUGCUCUCAGCACGGCCCGGGCCAGUGUGGUCAGUGUGCGGGACGCAGCGGACGGGGUGAGCGCCGCCUCCCGGACCGAUUGGAGCAGCCGAGGCACCUCGGCAGGGUUCGGCCCGACGCCGCGCGUCGGCGACAGUCCGGUGCCUUCAGUGACGCUCACCACGGACGGGGAGUCGGCCCCCGGGUCGGCGGACCCCAGCCGACGCUCGUCGCUCUCGACGGACCUCGAGAGCCGAGCCUCCACGGGGCUGACGACAGUCGAGGGUAGGGAGUCGGAGCGGCCGGGGACAGGGGCGCGGAGCGAUCCGCCGCCGCCGCCGGAGGACCGCAGCGAGGCCGAGCCGUACACUGAGGAGGCCGACUCGCUGGUGGACGACUCGUCGGGCGCGCUGCUGCUGCCGGGAGCUCACCACCGGCGGCGGCACGACACCGACUCGUCAGAGGAGGAGACGUCCGGCGCGCGACAGACGCCGCCCUCGGGCGCCGACGACACCACGCCCUUCUACUAGACGGCCCGGGCGGUGACGGGUAGGUACCCGGAGGGGCGGCCACGCCGCUCGGCGGCCCGCGCGCCUGAGUUACUGCGGCACUGCCGCCCGCGGCCUGCGGCGCUCUGGAGGCCUUGCACUAUCUGUAAUUGUUACGGGUGUGUUGAGAUUUGUUAUCAGUGCAGCUAAUCAUCGUCAAGCGGCCAUUGGGAGGGUAUAUUUCCGUCCAGCCAGGGUCAAGUGCGGAACGGGACGACUUAAUUCAUUCGUGAGCAAAGUGCCAGAACGUUUAGGGUGGAGAUUUUGAACUCGUGGCCCGGAAUGUUUUAGCGUUAAUUUGAAACUCGUGUAUGGCUCGUGUAUUUUACACUGGUCACACGCCUGGUGCUCUUGGUGUACGUGAUGUGCCUCAUACACGUAUUAUGCACCGGCAGAGAUAUAUCCGAAGGCAGGCAUAUAGCUCGACUCAUGUCAGCGGCCCGGAGCCUGCGGUGGGUGUGUAUUGUGAACCUGCGUGUGUAUGUGUGUUCGCGUGUAUGAACUUCACAAUUCAUGCUGUUAUCAUGGGCUUCCUAAGUGCGCCGCGCAUCCUCCUUGGUAUUUUGUAUACUCUUGCGUUCUUCAAUCCGGUUGUUCGUGUGUACUAUCGAUUCCGGACACAUAAGUUAUCAAAUCGUGUCACCAUAUGUCGCGUGUUAUUAUAUUUCAUCAGUCUCCUCAUUUACGGCUUGUUAAUGUGCAUGUUACGCAUCAUUUUAGGUCCAGAUAAUCUUCUAGCUCUCGCACUUCAGAGUACGGCACAAUCAGACAUGACAUUCGGGAUUGUGAUGAAGCGCCGACGCCUUCGGCCCUAUCUGUGUGUCUUGGCCCGGACCAAGCACUGCCUGUGCGGUUUGGCUAUCUGCCAGUGCCAUAGUUGUGUCUCUGUAUGUGUAUCAGUCUUGUUGCGUCUGCACCGAACUGUUCGGUGCGCCGCCGAUUUCACUGAGGCGUAUAAAGUGUGGCGAUGCCGGCUGGUCGAAGGGUUAAUACACACGGUAUCUUUGUA
Molecule: messenger RNA, 4222 nt
Organism: Amphibalanus amphitrite
Lineage: Eukaryota; Metazoa; Arthropoda; Thecostraca; Balanomorpha; Balanidae
Product: flocculation protein FLO11-like
Exons: 16
Coding region: 178-3195 (1005 amino acids)
Molecular function (GO): chloride channel activity
Source: RefSeq, a predicted model, not a curated record